AUGUGUGGUAUUCUGGGUCUCAUCCUGGGCGACCAUACCUCGGACCCCUACACCACCAAUGCGGCUGCAGAUCUCCACGAUGCCCUCUACUACCUUCAGCAUCGCGGACAAGAUGCAUGCGGCAUAGCCACUUGUGGUUCGGGUGGACGGAUCUACCAAUGCAAAGGCAAUGGAAUGGCUGCCAAAGUCUUCCAGGAUGGCUCCAGAGUCCAGGAUCUCCCCGGCUUCAUGGGCUUGGGACACUUGAGAUAUCCCACCGCCGGUAGCAGUGCCAGCGCCGAAGCUCAGCCCUUCUACGUCAACAGCCCAUACGGCAUCACCUUUGCACACAAUGGGAACUUGAUCAAUGCCGAAGAGCUCCGAUCCUACCUCGACAUUGAGGCGCACAGACACAUCAACACCGAUAGCGACAGUGAGCUGAUGUUGAACGUCUUCGCCAGUGAGCUCAAUGAGACUGGAAAGGCUCGAGUUAACGAAGAAGACCUGUUCAAGGCUUUGGAGCGGAUGUAUACCAAGUGUGUCGGAGGUUGGGCGUGUACAGCAAUGCUCGCUGGUUUUGGAAUCCUUGGCUUCCGUGAUCCUAACGGUAUCCGUCCCAUGGUUCUUGGAUCUCGGCCAUCUGGAACACUUGAAGGCGCUGUAGAUUACAUGAUUGCGUCUGAAUCGGUUGCUUUGCGUCAGCUCGGGUUCAGCGAUAUCGUUGAUAUCCUUCCCGGACAGGCAGUGUUCAUCCGCAAGGGAUGCAAACCAACGUUCCGCCAGGUUGUACCACAAGCGUCCUACUCUCCUGAUAUCUUUGAGUACGUUUAUUUUGCUCGCCCAGACACUAUUAUCGAUGGUAUUAGUGUCCACCGGAGUCGACAGAACAUGGGUUACAAGCUUGCCGAUACUAUCGUCAAGACCUUGGGCGAGGAAGCUGUCAAAGAAAUCGACGUCGUUAUCCCAAUCCCCGAGACCUCCAACACAUCGGCAGCCAGUGUCUCCGAGCGUCUCAAGAUUCCCUACUGUCAAGGCUUUGUCAAGAAUCGCUAUGUAUUCCGAACAUUCAUCAUGCCCGGUCAGGGUGCUCGCCAAAAGUCUGUCCGCAGAAAGCUCAGCGCUAUACCAUCAGAAUUUGCAGGUCGAACAGUCCUACUUGUCGAUGACAGUAUAGUGCGUGGUACCACGAGUCGGGAGAUUGUUAGCAUGGCUCGAGAAGCUGGUGCGAAGAAAGUCAUCUUUGCCUCCUCUUCUCCGCCCAUCACGCACGCACACAUCUAUGGUAUCGACCUUGCCUCACCUCUAGAGCUGGUAGCGCAUAACCGAGACCGAGCCGAAAUCGCAAAGCACAUUGGCGCCGAGGAAGUCAUCUACCAAUCCCUCAGCGACCUCAAAGCCGCCUGCGCGGAGCUCUCCCCGCGAGACCCCAAGACCCAAGAAUUCGAGGUCGGCGUCUUCUGCGGGAAAUACGUGACGCCCGUCUCUCCCGGCUACUUCGAGCAUCUGGAGCGGGUCCGCGGCGAGAGCAAGAAGAUGAAGGUCCUGGAGAGUGCCAAGGAGGCCGUCCUGCACGGCGUUGCUGGAGAGAAGGAGUUGGAUCUGAUCAUCGGCGGCGCCGUCGUCAACGCCAAUGGCCAAAUCGUUCCGCAUCAUGGCGUCAAUAGCGACGUGAACGGACACGCUCGGCGCAAGAGAGAAAGAGAGGAGUCCGGUACACCACCAGUCCGGGACCGUCAAGAUAUCAGUCUGCAUAAUUUCGCGAACGAGCCGCCGAACGGCUAUUAA
Messenger RNA from Amorphotheca resinae ATCC 22711, 1764 nucleotides. RefSeq lists its product as hypothetical. The record is from RefSeq and is a predicted model, not a curated record. Gene Ontology annotation, cellular component: cytoplasm. Gene Ontology annotation, biological process: purine nucleobase biosynthetic process; purine nucleotide biosynthetic process. The transcript is spliced from 2 exons. The coding region runs from base 1 to 1764 and encodes 587 amino acids. Lineage: Eukaryota; Fungi; Ascomycota; Leotiomycetes; Helotiales; Amorphothecaceae. Gene Ontology annotation, molecular function: amidophosphoribosyltransferase activity.